Molecule: messenger RNA, 1575 nt
Organism: Ilex paraguariensis (yerba mate)
Lineage: Eukaryota; Viridiplantae; Streptophyta; Magnoliopsida; Aquifoliales; Aquifoliaceae
Source: the annotation of a GenBank genome assembly
AAAGAGCUCCUAACCAACAACUGCAAACCGCUCAUCUUCCAUUCUCUCUCUGUCUCUCUCUCUCUGUACAACCGACAACAGAAAACCCACCCCUUGUCUCUCUCCCCCUCUUUUUCUACCACCUGUUUUCUCUUUCUUUCUUGAAACUCCACUUGUCUUCUCUUUCCCUAUGCUUUCUUUUUCAAAUUCCGUGGGGGCUUUGUCUUAAACAAGCACGCUAACGCAGAGCAAAAAUGGGGAAGUUCAUGAGGAAGUCGAAGACAACAGGAGAGCGAGCCCUCGUGGAAGCCUCUCUAGGCGUACGUACAAGGGCCAAAACCCUAGCUUUGCGACGUCUCAAGAAAUCCGCGGCUGCACCGCUCUCUACGGCGGCAGCGGUGGCGGACUCCGAUGGGUCCUACCUUCAGCUCAGAAGUCGACGGCUAGAAAAACCCCAAAUCGUUGUGGCCAACAUCGAUGCAAAAAGACAGAGACAGCAUCCAAAACAGAGCAAUUUGCCAAACCCUAGGCAAGAAAAGGUAAACCAAAACCCUAGUUCUAAAACGAGUUCGAGGUUGAGAGUUGGGUCUUCUGCCAAUUCUGGGUCUUUUGGCGAAGAAAAUGGUUGCAUGCAGGCGGAGGACAAGAUGGUGGGUAAAGAGGAGGGUUGUUUGGAUACAGAUAAUCAAGAAAUUGACAACAAAGAAGAGAGUGGUGAUAGGGUUCUUGAAGCGUCUUUCGGAGAGAAUAUGUUCGAAUUUGAAGGUAGAGAGAGGAGCGCUAGGGAGACCACACCAUUUAGUUUGAUAAGGGAUCCAGACAACAUCAGAACUCUUGGUUCUACUACUAGUCCUACCAGUUCAACUGAGGCUAAUGGUAUAAUUCAAAAUUCAAUGGAAAGACACAUUCCAAUGGCACUUGAAAUGGAAGAGUUUUUUGCUGGUGCAGAAAAAGAGCAGCAAAGACAAUUUGUUGAGAAGUACACCACAUCACCAUAUGUUUUUUUGUGUUUGGUUCUUUCCCUUGUGACAUACUAACUGCAAAUGCCAUUUACCACCUUGUGGUAAUAUAAUCUUUCCCACUGAAUAUUUGUUGCAGGUACAACUUUGAUCUCGUGAACGAGAAACCCCUUCUGGGCCGUUAUGAAUGGGUAAAGAUGGAGCCUUGAAAGAUGUUAGUGUUUCAUCAUGACUUACUUUUCCUACAAAUGCUCAGUUCAUCUCAAGCUUGGGAUAGUUUAGAACAGUUGUGGGAAUUGCUUUUAGUUUUCAUGGUGGUGGUAUAUUUCCAUUUUCCGCCACCCUUCUUUUACUUGUAGAGAAAAGUAGGGCUUUCAACUAGAGUAGAUUUUAGACCAAUGAUCUGUAACAUAACAAAGCUUGAAAAUUAACAGCAAAUAUAACCAGACCCUUUGUCUAACAGAUCAUUUGAGAGGGAAAGGGUAAAUAGUAUGAUAGUUUGGGGGUUCAAUGAUUUAGGUUAGUGCAAGUAGUACAGAAAGUUAACUAGAUAUCUGUUGAUAUUUUGUACUGAUGGAACUUCAAGAAUCAAGAACCCUUCUGAAUAAACAUUACCCAUUUCCCCCUCUUAAUGUUC